CGUUGUGUAGUAAUUGCACAAGCACGAAGACACAUCUGCCACCUAACGUCAGUGAUAGUGGAUACAAUAUAUGUUUGACGAAAUACACCGCGUAAAUUGCCAACAUAAACAUUUAGUUACCGACCUUGAUGGUAUUAUGUGUGGUAUGGAUGUUUACCAUUUACCAUCAUCCAUUUGAAAUGAAGAUACACAAGUUUCUUAUACUGUUAAUGGUAGUUAAUGGUGAAGGAACGCUGUCACAAGGAGACCAAAAAAGAGAAAAAUCCAGAAAAGAAAUAAAAUCUAGAAAGGGUCCUGCACAAAAAAGUGUAAUUGAUAGGGGGCUAGUUGUGCAGGAUCCAUUGCCCGAAGACAUUAUUUCGGAAUAUCAGACAUACCAAGGAAAGGUAAAUGUACACUUUUCCGGAAAAGUUUUAGGUUAUGUGACACCGUGGAAUAAUCAUGGGUAUGAUGUUGCUAAGUUAUUUGGAGAAAAGUUCAGUUAUAUUUCACCUGUAUGGCUGCAAAUACGGCAACAGGCACCAAAAGUAUACGCUAUAACAGGCACACACGAUAUUGAUCUUGGCUGGAUUGAAGCAGUGAGAAAGAGUAGUGGUUAUAAUGUAAGUGUGGUUCCUCGUGUGUUGUUUGAUGGUUGGAAUGUUAAAGACUUAAUGUCCUUGAUAUCUAAUGAUGAUGAACAGGAACACUUAAUGAAAACACUGGUGAAUUCUGCUAAAAAGUACCACUUUAAUGGGUUUGUACUUGAAUUAUGGAGUCAGGCAAUAAGUACAAUGAACAAGAAGUCCUUAGUACAGUUAAUUCAACAGAUGGCCCACAAAUUUAGAAAUGCUGGAAUUGUUCUAAUACUUGUCAUACCUCCUAUACAUGGUAAUGUUUCAGAAUCAUUUAAUACUGAAGAUUUUGAGCAGUUGGUAGAUGAUGUAGAUGCAUUUUCUCUAAUGACAUAUGACUUUUCAAGUCCACAGAGACCUGGUCCCAACAGUCCACUAACGUGGGUUCGCAAUUGUGUGGAGAAGCUUGUUCCUCAUUCAGAUGUUGCUCAACGAUCAAAGAUUCUUAUUGGCCUUAAUUUCUAUGGGAAUGAUUACACCCCAACAGGUGGUGGUCCCAUUGUAAAUAAUCAGUAUAUAUCUCUGCUAAAAGAGUCCCAUGGGCGUUUGCAGUAUGACCAAAGUUCUGCAGAGCAUUACUUUGAACUCAAGUUAAAGACAGGAAGACAUUUGGUGUUUUAUCCAACUUUGUAUUCCAUACAAAAACGCAUUGAACUAGCAGAAGAACUUGGUACAGGAUUGGCUAUCUGGGAACUGGGACAAGGUCUGGAUUAUUUCUAUGAUUUACUUUAACAGGAGCAAAAACAUUAUCUUUGAUUUCUGAUGGGGCAUAUGAAUUUGACUGCAACACAUUUAUUUGUAUGAGAAUAUUUUCUAUAGCACCAGACUCUGUUUUGGAUGGAAUUCACUGAUGUGUAAUGAGUCAGCGUUUUACACAACUUAUAUAUUGUUGGAUAUCAUUGAAAAUGUAUUGUUAUGUUAAUUGUUCAUUACCAUUUUUCUGUUUCCGUGGCUAUAGUUUAGUCCAUUAAAGCUGAGUGGUAACUACAUGUAACACCUGCUUUAACAACCAAUAAUUCUGUGUAUGAUUUAGGGAGUAAAUAGCAAUUAUUUCCUUAAACAUCAUUAACCAGUUGAUCUUUGUAAUGGUUAUGGGUUGUGUUCUCUUUGCCUUAAGUACUGAAUAUUUAAAUAUGAAGAUGAAUUCUGGCAUUGAAGGGUUAAUGUAUAACUUUAAAUUCUGGGGAUAAGUUGUGUCAGAUCUUGAGGGUUUUCCUUUUUGGCGAACACUGCAAGCUGUCAUAUUUAGUAUUAAUGAGUGUUGGAGGGGGAAGGGAGGUCCUGAAAGCCUUAUAUAGACAAGGUAGUAGAUGGCAAAUGGAAUCAUGAAGGGCAUGAAUGGUAGAACAGGGGACCAAAGUGCUAUCCUAGCAGCAAGAACCCUCCCUAAUACACGUUCUCCUGAAGAUGGCAACUGUGGUCUUUACAGAAACGCUGGAAAGCCUAAAAAUUUGACAUUGCUUGUCCCUGAAAACGAAAGUUAUACAGUUAUUAACGUUUAAUAUCUUAUUCUGUGAAAGUAUCGUCUAGCUUUGUAAGAGACACUGUAUUGACAGAGGCACACUAUGGGGAAUUAUUACAGCACAAAUGGAAUAAAAUGGCACAGUCAUAUUUCAGGUACUAGUCUACAUUGUUUGUUUGUUGCGGGCUGUAAAAUGACUACGCAAAAGUGGAAUGUGUAAGAAAUAAAAAUCUGAAUGCUAGACAUUUUAAAACCUUG
This is a messenger RNA of Zootermopsis nevadensis, 2334 nucleotides long. Its product is annotated as chitinase domain-containing protein 1. Gene Ontology annotation, biological process: carbohydrate metabolic process. The record is from RefSeq and is a predicted model, not a curated record. Gene Ontology annotation, cellular component: endomembrane system. NCBI's taxonomy places the organism in Eukaryota, Metazoa, Arthropoda, Insecta, Blattodea, Termopsidae. Gene Ontology annotation, molecular function: chitin binding; oligosaccharide binding.